GCCGCGGCGCAUUGUGGGUAACGGGGGGACAAGAUGGCGGCGGGCGCCGCUGCCCUCAACUGGAGGCGGGUUUCUUCCUUCACGGGGCCGGUGCCCCGAUCCCGGCACGGGCACCGCGCCGUGGCCAUCCGAGAGCUGGUCAUCAUCUUUGGCGGAGGCAACGAAGGCAUAGCCGACGAGCUGCACGUGUACAACACCGGUACGGGGUGUGCGGGAAGCGGGGGGAGUGAGAGAGAGAGAGAGAGACACUGAGGGAAAAGAAGGCAGGCAGGCGGGCGAAUGGUUGUUUCAGGUAUCCGGACUCGCGAGGCACCUGGCGCCGCUUUCGUGAGGGCGGCCGUCGCCCCGAAGAGGGCUCGUGUGGGGUGUGUCUUGUCUGAGAAGAUUUGCCUCAGAGGAGAGCGCGGCGGCAUCUUAGCGGCGGGGCAGAGAGAGCCUCAAGCCCCGAAAGCUUAAGCCGCCACCACCACGACGACGACGGCGGCGGCAAGGGCGGCAUCUUCCUGGCCCAGGUGCUGCCGGUGCCUGCCGUGGAGCGCCCCCCACCCCCGUGGCAUUUGCACUCCCGCCGCGCUCAAGGGCAUCCCCCUGGAUGGUCCCUAGAAGGAAAAGGAGCAAGGCUGAGGCGGCUUGAUCCGAGGCAGCCCUGGCUGUUCUCCUGUUUUGUUUCGUCUCUUUCAUGUUCAGUUUGAGAGCGCUGGUCGGCCGUUGGGAGGGCGGGGUAGAAAUCAAAAUAAAUGUGAGGCAUCCUUUGUUCGCCCUCUUGGAUGCAGCAGGAGCCGAGCUUUUCAGCUUUGGGAAAGUGUCGCCGGGGCUGGAUGAAAAGAGAGGAAGAUGGAUGAAGAGAGAGGCUGGGUGUAUGUUUCUAUGACUUUACCUGACUUGCGUGUGUUGUGUUAGGUGGAAGGACAUUUGUUAAUAAGGGAGUUGCUGACAAAGGGAAGCGGGGGAGUUCUUCUUUUUAACUUUUCCUCCUGUGCCAGCUUUGCCCUUUUAAUAUACCGUCCUACCACCAGGGAUGGAGUUAUUUCUGUCUUAUAGCUUAGUGUGCUGUCGGGCAGUGCUGAUCAGAUGUCAGAUCAUCAUAGUGGGAAGGUUUACCUACAUGUAUAAUAGUACUGUAUUGAAAAUAACAACAAUGACCUGUGUUUGGGUCUCCCAAAGGUGUGUGGGAGAAAGGGUUUUUGUAAGGCUGCAGAUGAGAAAGGAUAGGUGAGGUAGGUCCAAAGAGAAUAUUAUAUGGCUGAAUACAGUGUUGAGAAGUGGAAUAAUAUAAAAAAGCAUGAUGCAUCCCUGCCAAAUGUUUCCUAAUCAGUUAGCAUUCAUUACUAAGCUUGCUUUCAAAAGCGUGGGAGUUCUGCAAAACACUCCACUUUCAUCUCCAAAGGGCAGUGUAGGGCAGGCAAGUUGCCUUUUCAACAAAAACUGACCAGGUUUAUAUAAAUGUACAGCAAGGCAUUACUGUAUAAAGCAACAUGGUUGUGGCAAAGUGUGACAGUAAAAGUUUGGAUGGUUGUAUCUGAAAGGGGUAUGUGUGUGUAUUUGAGGCUGCGAUAGGAGCUUGUUAUGUGGAGUCUGAUGUGAAGAUGAAGUUUGUGCACCCUGUGGAGAUGGUGUGCAUAUAUAGUAAGGUGUGGAAAGAUAAGCUGUGCUGGUGUUUUUCAAACUGAGGAAUGGGGUACCAAGCUUUCUGGAUGUCUCCUUAGGCCAGUGAACAGGUGGAGGAUAAAGCUACACAAAGUGUGGGUUGUGAUGGUCCAGCUGUCUGUUUGGGUAUGUAUUGGCUGGAUAUGAAGUGGAUGCUUGUGCUGAGAGAGCAGAAACGGGAUUUUGCUAGAGUUGAGUAUAUGAAAAAGUGAAAGGUUUGGAGUUGUCUGUCUAUGAAAAAAGUGUGUGCUUAGGCACAAGUGAGGAUACAGGACUUAAGUUACGUUUGUUUUGUUUGCAUUCAUAUUUGGUCUGAGAUAAUGUGAUGUUUAAAAUCUGCUGUGAGCUAACAUCUGCAAAUGAGCAGUGGCAUCUUUUUUUUCCUUUUGGUGAAGAUAAUUGGCCUGUAUAUGAAAAGUAUGAAUAUUUAGGAAAAGUAAAGUGGAAUCAGAUGAGGCAGGAAUAGGAUGUUUUUCAGUUUAUUUAUUUAAUGUAACUGACUGUUUCCCCCUUCUCCUGAUACUCAAAAUAGUGUUCAAAGCAGAAAUACCGUACAAGGAGGAGAUAACAUGAGGAUAAUGAGGUGUUGUUAAGAUUUCUCCUAACCCUCUUUAUCUGACUACAGACCUUUUUGUGAUUUGUUUAUCAGCCUGUAUGUGUUUGGCCCAAGAUAGCUGACUUAGGUGAGAAAAUGCAUCUUACUGAUUGGUGUUCUUUCUUGAAGUCUUCUAGAUCUUCUGCUUCAUGAAUUGUCUUUUUUUCCUUAGGUGGAAAGUAGGAAAUAUUCAGUUAUAUUAUCCAUGUCUAGAGAGUUAAACUUUUAUUUGAAAAUAUAGACUCUAAAACACCCAGUUAAAGUGUUAAGUAAUGUAGCAUCUGUUCCCUUUGUUAAACAGUGAAGUUUCUUCAUUGUGAUAUUUAAUAUUUAAAUCUACCUUUUGGUUUCUUGUUCAGAAUAAAAAUACUGUACCAAGCUUCAGACCUCAGGCUAUCUACUCUGUUUACAAAAAUGUUAUUUUCUGUGUGUUUUGAUCUAGCUACAAACCAAUGGUUUCUUCCUGCUGUUAGAGGAGAUAUCCCACCAGGCUGUGCAGCCCAUGGUUUUGUCUGUGAUGGUACCAGAAUUCUAGUAUUUGGAGGAAUGGUUGAAUAUGGAAGAUAUAGUAAUGACCUAUAUGAAUUACAGGUAUGGUGUUGCCUAAGAUCACUUCUCUAGUUGAGAAGAAACAAAUGCAACCUGUUACAUUUAACUAAUACCAAGGUGGAAUCUGCACACAUAUAAAAACAGUUCUGAAAAUGCUUUUUAGAAAAAGACUCACCAUCGCCAUCUAGUGUCACUUUGUAUAUUGCACUUAAAACACACUUAAAAUGUCUUAUUUGCAGCUGUAUAGCUGAGUCCCAAGAGAAUCAUAGGGUAAUUUAUAGCGUAAUCCUAUAAAUGUUUGCUCAGUUCCAUUGAGUGCAGUGGGACUUACUUCCAUUGAAGUAUAGGAUUGCACUGCAUAUAUCUUAUGUUUUUGGCAGGUAUCUGUUUUGCCUAUACUAAAAAUGGACACAGAGUGCUUAAGAAUAUGUUCUUGACAACUGGUACACACUAUAUAAUGCUCCCAAUAGCAAGUCUCGAUCUGGCACUUCAUGUGAAGCAUGAAGGUUUAUCCUGCACCCAUUUACCUUGGAGUAAGUCUCAUUCAACUCAAUGGGACUUACCUCUAAGUAGAAAUGAUUACACUGUUAAUUAUUUAAAACAUUUUUAUAGCAAUAAGUAAUCAUAACAAAAACAAAACCAUGAAACAGUAAGUGAUUUUCAUGGAUUUUAACCCCCAGUGUAUGUCUGGUAAACAAAAAUUAUGUUUGUCUUGUCCUGAAGACAUUGUAAAGUUGCUGUUAGGCAAGCACCUCUAGGGAAGAUCCAUAAGCUCGACACCACCACUGAAAAAGCCCCCAUUCACAAUUCUACUGACGAUAAAAUAAGCAAAAACUUCGAUCACUGGAAAAGGGAGCAGGCCUCUCCAUUUGCUUAUGUAGAUCAGGAGAAAUUGAUAAAAUGCAUUAACUGGAGGCUAUUCUGUCAUGAAUUUGUAUACAUAUUUUACUUUGUUAAUGUGUGAACUAGAAUAUCAAAAUAUGAUGAUUCCUCUGUUAAAGAUAAGAUAACCUGGUAAGAAAGUUUUAAAUGGGAAAGGAUUUUUGUCUCCAUGUCUCUUUAACUGAAGAAUUCUGCACAACCUGAUCCGCUUGACAGCCUCUUCAGGAGACUCCAGGUGGAGGGGGAUUGAGACAGUCCCUUUCCGCAAGCAUUUUUUUGACCUCUAAGCCACUAAGUGUGACUUAUGAGCAGAUGUAAGUUAACAUGCUCCUGUUCUGUUUUCAAGGCAAGUCGAUGGCUGUGGAAAAAAAUGAGACCUCAGCACCCAUCAACAGGCUUGCCACCUUGCCCUCGCCUUGGCCACAGCUUUUCUCUGUACGGCAACAGGUGCUACUUAUUUGGUGGGUUGGCAAAUGAAAGUGAAGACACGAACAAUAACAUUCCCAGGUACGCUGAUGAAACUGGAACAGAAUGUUUGGAAUUCUUUGUUUGGAACUAAUAUUUGAACAGUUUAAAAGGUGGGAAACAGUUCUAUGGCAAUAGUGAUUAGAAUAUAGCAUACCUGAAGGAUGUUAAAAGGGGAGUCUUGAAGAGGAAGCUUAGCAACCAGUUAUUGAAAUUUGAUCACCCGAACUUCUAGGACUUUGGAUUAUUAAUGUACCUUUGCAAUUCAAAAACAAAACAAAGAAUUCUAAUUUGUCAGUUAGUAUUAAUAACUUUUUGUUGAAACUUUGUUACUGAAAAGUAUUAUAAAAAUGAAUGGUGUGAUAGUGACUUUGGAAGGUUGUAUUAAUCAAAUAAAAGUUUUGAUGCUAUAGAAACUCUUCAAACUGUAAUCAGUAAAAUCUCAAGAAGUAUUCGUUUCUCUUUAGUAGUUCUAAGUUAUAGCAUCUUUGUAUGUACUUCAGUUUGGAAGUCAGUUGGUUACAGGGUGGAUAAAAAUAAAUGAUUUUUUAAAAAAUCAGAUUUUUUAAAAUAUAAGUCGGAUUUUUUUGAUUUAAAUGGGAUUUUAAAAAUAAAAUUCUUUUGGAGGAAAAAUAUAGUCUUCUAUUGAAGUUACAUUAUAGUCCAAAGGCUAUUAAUCAGGAACUAAGGAUUUGUUUUAAGUUUUUCACGUGUGCUAAAACUCAGUCAAAGUCUCUCCCCCCCGCAAUGUUUAACCACAUCAGUUAACAAACAUGGAUAUAUAUGCUGUAAUGUUAUUGUUUUAGUUAAAUAAAUUGUUUAAAUGGUUAUUACAGAAAUGAUUAUUUUUCUCCUUCCAAUAAAGCAGUAAAGUUGUCCAAAUAUAAAUAGUUAACUUAUUAAACCUCACCAUAAUUUCAUAAUUAUCUGUCUAUGUAUUUAUAAUAAUAUAACCAAAUCAGUAAUUUUUGAUAUAACUGUAAAAACUACUCUGAAAAUUUAUUAUUCCAAAAAUGAAACCUUCAUAUGGUUGUAAAUAUUAAGAUUAUACGAGCAAGAAUCUUUCUGUAAAAAAAUGAUUUAAAUCAAGUCUUACUGAGUAGUGAUUUAAAUCAAGCCUUACUGACUAGUGAUUUAAAUCAAAUCCACCCUGAUGGGUUAGACUUAUUUAAGGCAACUUAAAUAAGAAUACUACUUCAGGAAGGUAGAUAGCGUUGUAUCACAUUCUGUGUCGGCCCACUGAAAUCAAUGGUCUUACAUUAGUGAUGACUAGCAAUGCCAUUGCUUUUAGUGGAUCUUUACAGAGUUGGACGCAACCCACAGACUAGCUUUGGCAACUCUACAGGAAAAGAGAAUUCCAAAGUAAUGUGAUACCUCUUUUGUUCUUUCUCAAAUUUAGCCAGCUCUGCAAAAACACAUGCAGUUUUGUUAGUGAAACCGUAUUGAUAGGCUACAGUUUCCUUGCAGUAGUUCCAUAAAGAGGUCAGUGACCCUUUUGUUUGUUUCUUUUUAAUGUAUCUAGAUAUUUAAAUGAUUUCUAUGAACUGGAGCUACAGCAUGGUUCAGGCGUCAUGGGCUGGAGCAUUCCAGUGACCAAAGGAGUGCUGCCUUCACCCCGAGAAUCGCACACAGCUGUUAUAUACUGUAGAAAAGACUCGGGAAACCCAAAGAUGUUUAUUUUUGGAGGGAUGUCUGGCUGUCGACUUAAUGACCUUUGGGAGCUUGACAUAGGUGAGUACAGUGAAGUUACAAGUGUGAAGUUUUGUUGUAUUUUUGCAUGCUGAAAACUGAUUUGUUCCGAAGGGUUUCCAACUUUAAUUGCAGUGUUGGGAGGCAGCUGUGGAACUGGGACUGCCUUGACUUUGCCUUAGGGCAGUUUCACACAGUACACAGCAACACAUCCAAGUUUGCUGUAAUGUAUAUUCUGAACAAGGAGCUGUAGCUAGUCCUGGGUCUUUGUCGAGUGCAUAUGUGUGAUACCAUUCCCCCCCCCAAAUAGCAAUUGACUGCAUUGAAACUGAAUAUUUUAGGCAAUAACUUAUAAAAGGUGUGAAAAAACACCCUUUUAAGCUCAAUUUGUAGUAUGUUCUGACACAUUGCAGCAAUGGAAGCUGCAUUUGUUUGUCAAGAAUGUGAUAAAAUAUUCAGUGCUUAUCUGGUAAAGGAGAGUCCAUGCAGUGCAUUUUAAAAUCCUUGUUCACGAACCUGUAUAAUUAAAAACAAAAUAGUUUCAAUUGACGUUUUGAUGGAGGUUGUAAAUCUUUGUCCUAAAACUAUUGCUGUCCUUGCAAAAACGGUACUUGGAACAAGGUUCAUUACUCCAGAAUUGUAGGCAGAAUCUGGAUGGCACAGACCUAUCACCCCAAGUGCGGUCCUCAUAUCUUGGAAAGAUUUAUAUGAGCAGGAGAUCUAUAAAAGUCAAUAGAGCCUGUUCCUGUAGAUCCUUUUUGAGAGGUGAUGAGGCAGUGCAAAAUUAACAAUAUUUUGUUGGUUUUGCUGUCACUCUCCAUAAAAAUUACUUGGGAGCAAGUGAGCACCAGUCCUGGAAAAUCUGUGGGAGAUUACAGAUUUCUGUAACACCUGAAAUUGAGAGGAAAUUUCAUAAUUUAAAAUGUAAUAUUAUCAAGUAGCUACAAAUACUUUACUUGUUAUAUCUACAAUUCACAUAUUUUAUAUAUAACCCCUAGUACCUGCAUUCAUAUAUUCCAAAAGGCUUCUCUGAUCUUUCUCAAAACUGUUUAUGCUUAGCUCUUAUACAGUGUUUCCUGAAAUCUAAAAGAUGCACGAUAGUUUGUUGGGGUAUAGUUCAUAAAUAUUCAAGGAAGUAAACCCUGCUGUAAUCUUUUUGGUAAUAACUGCUAAUAACAUUUUUGUUUAGACAAGCCUACUUAGACAUAAAGAAUGUUGAUGUAUGUUUUCAUCUGUUGUUACUUUAUUCUGUUUUUUUAAAAAAUAUUUUAAAUAGUUGCUUUUAAAUGUUUUUACUGAUAAUUUUAUUGUGUGAGUCUCUUUGUAAAGUGCUUUGAGGUGUAUACAUUUUAUGAAAUAAAUAAACAAAAAAUAUUCUUUUUUCUCUGUCCCCCCUCCGUUUUUCUUAAUAGAAACAAUGACUUGGUCGAAACCAGAAAUUAAAGGGACAGUGCCACUUCCCCGUAGUCUCCAUACAGCCAAUGUAAUAGGAAACAAGUAUGUCUGUUGUUAAAAGCUCACCUAUAGAAAGGUACACCUAGUAGGAGACUGUUACCGUAGUGUUUGUAUUUAGGGAUCCUGCCUGUGUCCUUCUCUGUGAAGUGCAAACUGUGAAGUGCUUUUUGAAACGCUCUGCUACAGGCUGAAAGACUUAACUGUGGAAAUUGAAACAUAUUGCUUGCAUUUUGCUGAAUGCCUGGAAACUUUUCACUGUUUUAUUUGGGAAUAUUUAACUCUCUGCAUUAAAUUACCUGAAGUUAACAUCUUUUUGUGGGGGGAUGGGGAAAGGCAACCCCUUCUAUUAAUAGUGAGAGCUGCAGUAUUGUAGCUUAACAGAGAAGACUUGCCUUGAAUUGAGCAUAGUAUAAGUGACUGCAUUAAAAAAGAAUUCUGUGAUGAAUCACAAUGUCACUAGAAAAAAAUAUCUUAAAACAUCAACACUAAUAAAUGACAUUUCUGGAAGCUGCUCUUUAUUAGCUGAAACAAAAGUUUGAGAUGUGUAGAAAUUAAGGCCUGUUGUAGAUAAGAACUUGAUAUGUUUGGUUGUUUCAGGGGCUAUUAAUGUAAUUUUAACACUGCCACAGCCGUAUUUCGAUAUUUGAUCCAAUGCAGCAUGGGAGAUUGGGGUUGUGCCAGCUGAUCCACCUUCCUCCACUGUACCCAUCUGACUCCAUCCCCCAAAUAUUCACACAUUGGAUGUCCCAUUUUUAUAGCUUCUUAGGAAUAUAGGCCUACCCUAUCAUGUGUAGGCCUCGAACUGCUUGAACCAUAUGAUCUGCUACUUAUGUAUGCAUGACAUUCAAAAUGUAAACAUCAGAGCAGUCCAAUAACAGAAAGGGUAGGAUUCUGACUUUCCUACCACAUCACUUACUAUAUGUUGGAUUUUAUAUUUUCCUAGGGCUUCUGUUUAGAGCAAGACAGGGACAUAUGUCUCUAAACCAAAGUUCAAAAACCUGGUCUCCCAGAUGUUGGACAGGACUCCAACUUCUAUGAUCCCUCCUAUGAUUAGCCAUGCUGGCUGAGGUUGAUGGGAGUUGGAACUUAGCAAGAUCUGGAAGGCCAUAGGUUUUCUACUACUGCAAAUAAAUCUUACUAGCUUAAUGAAAAUCUAGCAUAAGUAAACUGUGAGACGCUUAUGCUUAUGUCUCCUUUGAUGGACAGAAUUGAGCAUCUGUAUAAAACACACACACACACACACACACACACACACACACACAAACACUCACACUCAUUUGUAUGUUUCUAUGCAAGGGAUUGAUUAGUUCUACAUCCCCUUCAUUUCAGUAUUGCUACAAUUUCUCUCAUGCCAUUCACAGAGUCCCUGCAUUUUGUCAUGUUAUAUGAGCUCCUGUUUCUCUGUCCCAGCUUCUGCCAACCUAGCAGUUCAAAAGCACACCAGUGCAGGUAGAUACCACUGUGGCAGGAAGGUAAAAGGCAUUUCCAUGCUCUCUGGCACUCACCACGGUGCUCUGUUGCGCCAGAAGCAAUUUAAUCAUGCUGGCCACAUGACCUGGAAAGCUGUCUGUGGACAAAUGCCAGCUACCUUGGCCUGAAAAGCGAGAUGAGUCACCUUUGACUGGAUUUAACAGUCCAGGGGUCCUUUUACUUUACUUACUAAUCCUAUAACCCCCACUCCAUUUUGCAACAGAUUGGUUAAAGGUACUUAAUGGUUUUGUUAUGUGGGACUGUAUUUGGUGAAACAUUCCAGUGCUUGAUAAUAGAUAGCUACAAACAGCUCUUUACUUGUGGUUGCUUCUUGCGAUAUAAACAUGUGGGAAGACUGUGUAUGUAACUUCCAGCUAUCUGCUGAGAGAAAUGUUACCAUACCUUUUCAUUGCAGUACAUUAUUUCCAUUUGUUAAACAGGAUUGGCUUUCCAUGUGGUUGCCAGCUAUAAAUUUUCAGUUUCCGAAACUCAUUAAAUGUACCCCAAAAUGGUCAACCAUGUGAUAAAUGAUUGUCUGUAUCUACAUGCUGUUCCUGAGACAGUUUUCAGAUUGUAUUUUGUAAGAACACAGAUAAUUUUGAUAGUUAACAACUACUAUUUUAAUUUUGAAAACUAAUUAUAGGGAUCCUAUGUUAACUAUAGCUUUUUAAUUAUGUGUGGCAUGGGGAAGGAGGUGGCAGGGGAGUCAAGUUCUAAUUAGUAAAUGCAAAGGAAGCACAGCUUUUUUAUUUAAAAAAUUGUCUGAGAAAUUAAUAUAGUGGUUGGAGGGAGUGUGCUUCUGAAUACUGGUUAUUGGAAACUGCAAGAGGGCAGAAUGCUCUUGUGUUUAGGUUCUCCCUGAGGGCUUCCCAUAGCCAUCUGGUUGGCCACUGUGAGAACAGGAUGCUGGCCCAGGUGGAUCACUUUUCUCAUCAAGCAGGCUCUUAUUAUGUUCUUAAUAUAGAAAAAAAGCUUUAGAAAAUAAAUUAGCUUGUCUCUUCCCACAACACCCUUAUAUUUGCAGAAUGUACAUUUUUGGUGGAUGGGUUCCACAGAGCACAGAUGAUAAUGUGUCUUCUCAAGAUGAAUGGAAAUGUACUGGCUCAUUUUCUUACCUAAACUUAGGUUAGUAUACUUUGCAUUUGUUGUUAAUUUACAGAGCAGUCCUCUAUACCAAAUAUUCCGGGGGUGGGAUACACUGCUGCUACAUGGGCAGAGGGAGAGAGGAAAAGUGGUGGUCCUGGCCAGUUGAGUGCUGGCCGCUUAUAUGGCCCUUGAGGGGAAAAAAUUCCUAGCCUUCAAUAGUCCUUGAAGAAAUGCUGCCCUUGACUUCAAAAUAGAUUUCCCUCUGCUACACAUGCCAAAAUGGGAAGGGGGGAAAUGCACAACCAAAACAUAAAAGUGUGGAGGAAAAAUGGCAAGCAAUUGGGAUGUAACAACAACAAGGGAACAUAUUAGGAACACACUCGACAUCAAUGGCAGUGAAAUUCCUUGUGCCAUGGUUGGUGUUUGUGCCAUUGCCAGGAAUGUGGCUGUUGAUUGAUGGAUAUAGGAUAUGGUGCAUGUGCUCCUUCUCCACAACACUACCGUGUUUCAGCAGUUUCACGGAUGUAGCUUUGAUAGUAGAACAGUUCCAUUUGCCAGUGUAUCUUGUGGCACCAUGCAUAAUGGGGCUUCUGCCAUAUCCUCUGUCUCCUCUGGCAAUCAAGUAAAUGUUCAGGUUUCAACAGGAAGAAGCAAAAUAUUUGAAGUUGGAAUCAGUUUUAGACCAAUGAUUGCACUUCAAUCUAUUUCUUUAUAAUAAAUGAUGGCCUACUUGGUUUUGUUAUAUACAACCAGCCAGGAGCACAACAUUUCUUCAACAUCCCAGUCUCUAUCCAAUGAAAGAAACAUUUGAUACAAACAAAAAUCAGCCAAAUAGACUCCUUGAUCUAAGGCUGACAAGCUAAGAUUCAGAAUUUACAGAAAAUAAAUUGACUAAUUUGCAUAUUCUUAAAAAAACUGUUAUGUGCAGAUAUUUGUCUUUGAAUUUUUAUAUCUGCUCAUAUCCGUUUUAUAGAUUGCUAAUUUUACAUGAUGUUGUGCAUCUGUAAAAUAAUGUAAGAUUUUAAAAAAUCCUAUCUUUGGACACUGAUUUUGAUUGUCUGUUUUAUUUACUUAGAUACCACAGAAUGGAUAGGUCUGAUAGGAGAUUGCCAGGAAGACAAAAAUAACCUAUUGCCAGGCCCAAGGGCUGGCCACUGUGGUGUCAUAGUUGGCACUCGUCUGUAUAUAUGGAGUGGCAGAGAUGGAUACAGAAAAGCUUGGAACAAUCAGGUUUGCUGCAAGGAUCUUUGGUAUCUAGAUACUGGUGAGUACCCGCUUAAUGCUUUUCAGUAACAUUACAGAUGGUUGUUAUAGCUUGUUUGAGUGUUACAUGCAUUUGGUUUUUCAAAACUUUCAAAAACACUGUUAUUGUGCAACUGAAAUUUGUAAGGAUCAUCCUUAUUCUGGAAGUCCACAUUUAGGGUUGAUUUAAACAUAACAUUAUCAAUUCUCCAACCCAGAUUCUGUAAGGCUGGCUGUGACCAAAGGUUUAUUUUCUCACACAAGUAAGUUGUAGGCAACCUGGUGGCUGUCUGUGGACUGGAGUGCUUGAUAGGUAGUUAAUUGCUUAUUACUUCGGUAAGGAACCUGUGCCAUUUGUUCUGCAAUUUUCAUUUGUGCAUAUACUUCCCAAAGGGAGGACACAGCCCUUAGAAAGAAAGGUCUGUAGGCUGAUAGGCAAAGCCAUGAUGUGGCCAAAAUCCUAAUAUCCCUGGAUUUCUUCAGUUUGUUCAGUCCUACCAGUUUUAAUGAGACACAUGCAAUCUUAACAGUGUGUUUUAUUGACAAAAAGACGGUUAUGGUUGGACUUACAGAUAGAAACAGUUGCAGCAUUAUAUUUCUUGGCUUUGCUUAAUAACCUGUUGGAACAUAGGCUUUUUUGGUAUCAUAGAUAAAUAUUUUGUUGAGAAAUCAUAGCCUGUUCUAAAACACUGCAUCCUAUUGGUAACUGGAGCUCACUAUUCUCCUUUAAGAGAAACCACCAGCACCAUCACAAGUACAGCUGAUCAGAGCUACUACUAAUUCAUUCCAAGUUAAAUGGGAUGAAGUUCCUACUGUUGAAGGUUAUCUUCUUCAAUUACAUUUGGAGAUGCCAUCACCUGUUACAGCUGAAAUACCUAUUAACAUGGCAUCCGAAGCACCAUCACCAAGUGUGCAAGGUAAGAUAGUCCAUCUUUAAAAAUCAUUUAUAAAUAAUAGGUGCAAUCUAGCUGCAAGGCUAUUCUUUCAAAGGCAUGAAUUGUGUUAAUUUUUGAAGCAAUGUGAAAGUAAAGUCAUUUCCCCCGCUAUAGCCCCAAAUGCACUUCGUGGAGAGGAUGGGGUAACUGAUCACCAUGUCACCCUUGCCUUGCCUUGUGUCAUUUCAUGUCAGUAGAGCAGGAAUCUGACUAAUCCUGUUACUUCCAUAGUUUCAGUCAGGUAUGGGAACAAGUAGAGAAUGCUGAUUCUUAAUGUUCCUUAUACCUUAUAAAUGUGAAGGAAGAGUCUGCACUGUGCUUCCUCCAAAGUGGGAAAAAAAUCAAGGGUGGGGAAAAAUAAUACAAUAUCCUUUAGGCACUGAGCUGAUGACUCCUGACUUACAUUAUAUGUUUCACUUUCGAAUAUGUUGUUAUGAGAAAUGGAGGUUUUGAUCGUAGAGAAAAUUCUUGUCUUUCUGACAUUGAUGAGGACUGAAACUGUGUUUGUGUGAUAACCAAAAUGGAGUAACAGCCCUCAGAGCAGCUAAAAGCUUUAUGUAAGAUUCUGCUGUUGGUCAUGCUUACAUUUAAAUGAAAGAUGGUUCUUUUCUCCAGCAAAGCCUAAAAUUAAUGAAUAUCAUCCUUCCUUCAGGAAUCAAGCUGGAUCUUCACAGCCAAACGCUCAAUAAAGUCCCAAACAACGUAAGUAUUUACUUGUGAAGGCUAUGAAUAAGAAUAAUUACUCUUGCUUGCCUGGAUGGACUGUGUGUGUGUGUGUGUGUUUUUGUAGAAGCUAGCCUACUGUUGCCACUGGCAUGUGGCAUCCCCAAAGGUUACCCAGAAGGGAAUGUGUUCCUUGAGCUGGAAAAGGUUUCCUGUCCCUUCUUGGGAGCCUGCUAGGCCACAUCAUUUAACUUGUGCAGGGGCUGAAAUGGAAGCAACAUUGACUCAAUGCACUGAUUCAUUACUACACAAAUCAAAGAGCUGUCCUUCUAGUGUGGGGAGCAACAGAAUCUUUGGUAGAGCUCUCCCUGCACACUGCUGCUUCCAGCAGGUGAGACACAGAUUAAUUGAAGUGUGCAGCAGAGAGGCAUAAAUUGAGAAUUCUGCCAAAGUUGCUCUUUCUGUCCAAGGAAGACUUUUGAUUGUGUCUCAGAUGCAAUAAGUGAGAUACAUAGUAUUGAAGGGCUCCCUUGGAAUUGAGGGCUAUGCUGUGAGAGCCUAGUGAAAUAUAAUUAUUAUCAAAUAAUUGCUGUUACUGUUCUUCCAUGUGUAGGUGCAAAUUUCAAUUUCAGAAACUAAAGUAAAGGUCUCGGAACCUGAAAAUGCAGAGAAAAACCAUUCCGCUUCCAAAGAGUCCAGCACCUCUUUAUGUUUGCCUGCUAGCACUUUAGGUAAGAAGAACCUAUGGGGCAGGUUAUAUUUUAUUAUUCAUUUAUUUCAUUUAUAUGCCACCCAGUGAUGGACCUCGGUGUCUCAAAUUUCAGUGGCACCCUGUGCGAUGCCAAAAUCUGCCCUCCCGCCUCUUGCCUUCCAUUGGAUGUAAUAGUGGUGGUACCUGCUGUGGCGUCCCAGAAGCUUCACGCCUGGGGCCACUGUCUCGGUUGCGCUUCCUAAGAGCUGCUUCUGUACCACCUUUCAAUAUACAUGGAAGCAUACUGUAUUGGCCCAAAUAUAAGCUGCACCUUUAAAAUUGAAGGGGGGCAAAGAAAAAACGAAAAAAUACCCGAAUAUAAGCUGUUCUCUUCCUUGCUGCUCCUGGCUGCAUACUGUGGGCGGGAAGGGGGGGAGGAACUGUGCCGCGCUGCCAGUGGCCUUUCCCCUUUCCCGCACUCUCCCUUCCUGGUCUUGGAGGAGAGGAUGGGGGAAUAUGAGCGGGGCAGGCGCCACUUCGCCACGCUCCUGGCGCUGUUUGCUGCAUACCGCAAGGUCGUGAAUAUAAGCUGUACUUUAACUUUUCACGGUCAAAAUUUGGGGAAAAAGUGCAGCUUAUAUUCAGGCCAAUACUGUGAGAUGCACUUGAUGAUAUAAACAGGACAAGAACACAUGCUCAGUUUAAUAAAUGAAGGUCAACUAAAGUUGAGUUGAGUGAAAAUAGUCCUUAUACAAGGGCAAAUGCUCUUUUGGAGGAUGCAGUUGGGUUUUCCAUAGCUGUGAGAAGUAAAAUAGCCUGUCAGUUCAGGCAAUAAGAGACAUUUCCACACACGGGAAGCAGGUUCAAAAACAAAAGUUUCUGUUUAUCGCUCUAUACUUUUGCUAGAUAAUAUGAGAAAAUGUCAGUGAUCUUGAUAGGAACUGAGUUAUUAAAAUCUGGCUGGAAUAAAUGGCUUUGAUAUGGUAUGCAGUAGAGCUUGCUUAUCUUGUCUGUUCCUGAACAGCGUCUUUUCUCCUGAGAACUCCUGCCAGAGCUGUAUUGCAAGUUCUUCUUGGUGUAAUUUAAAAAACCAGCAUUUUUAAAAAAGGAGAUAAACUGUGAUAUGUAUCAUUGGGCCCAUGUGUAAGGCCUGCGAGGGAUGGUCUUUCUGUUAGACAGAGUGAGGCAGCCAUGCACUCAGUAAUAUAUAUUAAUUCCAAACCAUCAUACCUGUUCCUUCCACUCUGCAUAGCUAUAUACUCUCUGUAUAAUUAUAUAUACAGUGGUACCUCGGUUUAAGAACAGUCCUGUUUACGAACGAUUCAGUUUACGAACUCCGCAAAACCAGAAGUAGUGUCUCGGUUUGAGAACUUUACCUUGGUCUAAGAAGGGAAUCCGGACGGUGGAAGGGCACCGGCAGUGGGAGUCCUCAUUAGGGAAAGCACGCCUCGGUUUAAGAACGGUUUCGGUUUAAGAACGGACUUCCGGAACAGAUUAAAUUCGUAAACCGAGGUACCACUGUAGUUGCUAUUGAUACCGGGUAGUUUUACGGUUUCCUAAAUUGAAAGUCAGCAUUAAGCUAUGUGUGCAUCACACAAAAUAGGAUUGAAGCUUUCUUUUUGAAAUACAUUUGAACAAUAGCUGCUGAGAGAUUAUUUGCUGAAGUGUUUUUCCUGAAUUAAUAAUAGUUCUUAAUAUCAUUUUUUUCUAGUUAAAGAGAUUGCUGUUCCCCCAAUAAGUGUUGCUUCUGUUAGUCCAAAUGAUUCAGCUAUACAAUUGCCUGUAAGUACAUGAAAUUUUAAAGUAAAGGAUAUUGCCAGUAUCACGCUGGCAAAACAUAAGUUUUGUUACACCUAGACGUCAUGAUUUUAAAUAUCCAGCCCAACAGGAUGCACACCACCAUCCCUCCAUGCCUGAUUCAGCCCUCUGGAAGUGUCUUCUGCAUAAACCCUACUGAAAUGAAAAAAAGUUAAGCAACAAUUUUAUUAUUUAUAAGGCAAUUAAAGCAUAACAUAAACAAUAAAACCAUAUGAAAAUCAUUUUACAACCAAUUCCAGCAAUUAUUGUAAGAUAUAGUCUUCAAUAGGUGGUAGCAUGUGCAGUCAAAAAUAACAGCCAAUAUUGCAAUGGGAAGGGGGAGCAGCUGGGUAAAUGAGGAAGUUUUUCACUUGUGUUGUAAACAUAGAAGGUACAUCCUGUAGGAAGGCUGUAGGAAGGCUGUUCCAUAUGGUAGGUGCUACUACUGUAAAGUCCCUCUUCUUUUAAAAGAUUGUGGUACCAGCAAGUGGGCCUCAGUCUGCUGAUCUCAGUUUGCAAGUAGCUCGACAAGGGAGAUGGCGUUCCCUCAGGUAGCAUGAUCCCAAGUUGUUUAGGACUUAUAAACUAACAGUAGAACCUUAAACUUGGCUUGAUAGCAAAUGGGUUUGUUCAAGACAAUGAAUGGUGCUCCCUUGAACUGCAGUUUGUGAAUCAGUCUUAAAGGGCAACCCCAGUUACAGUGUAUUGCAGUAAUCCAUUCUCAAGGUUACCAAUACAUGGAUUACUGUAGCCGAGCUAUCCCUGUCCACUAAUGAGUGUAGUUGGUAAACUAGCUGAAGUUGGUAACAAGUGGUAAAUAUCAGCAAGGACAUUCUCUUGUUUUUGAAGUAGCUUAUCAAAUGAUGGCCUCCAAUUUUGAAAAAUAUAUGCAAGGAAAUAGGAUUUUAAAAAAUGUUUAUAGUAGUCCAGCCAGCAGAACCCAUGGAAGAGAACAAAUGAGUAAUUUUUUCUAGCCAUCAAAAUCAAAAGUCAGAAGUGUUUUUAACUGAACACAUGCUUUUAUUCUUAAAUCUCAAAAAUUUAUUUUGCAUAACUCUUGGUCAUUUCAGUGUGUUUCUAGAUGCAGAUGACAGUGCAAGAAUGCUGUCAGUAAAGCUGUAGCUGAACAAGGCAAUUAUGGAGUCAAGUAUUGCCCUGUAGGUCUGGAGAAAUCCUACUUUAGGCAACUCAUGUAACAGAAAAGCAACUUCUAGAGAGAAGGGGGCAGAUACAAUUUCUUGUUAUGUAGACCAUCCAUACUCUAAUGAAACUUGUUGUCCAAACCACAGAAAACUUCACCACCAAAGCAGAAUGCAAGAAAAAAAGAACGAAGGUGGUAUGAUGUUGGCAUUUUUCAAAGCAACAGUGCUCUAGUGAACCAGUUCUAUUUGUUGCAGGAAGAAAAGGCCAUAAUUUCCAGCAAGGUAACUGUUAAUUUCUUUACCUACGUAUUCUAACAUGACUUUUCCCCCGUUUGAACAUUUUUAUUAUUUUUCUUAGUAUCUAGUAUUCAUUCAUUUUGUUGGGAAAUCCAUGCCACCUUUUGUUGCAGAUAUGUGGAUUGUUACAUGUCACAUGUCUGUUUACAUUCCAGCACAGAUUGCUGGCAUGAUUUAUGUAUAAUAAAUGCAUAGUUUAGUAUUGUAUCCACACCUCAAGCCUCAUCUGUUGCGCAGUUUACACUGCUAAAUAAUGUAUGCACUGCAGCUUGAGUCACAGACACAUGUUGGAGCAGAGUUCGAUGGAUCUCCAGAGCAGCAAGGCUGAGAGGGGAGAUGCUCCAGCUGGGGCCAAGCCAGCUGGCUUUUCACCCCCCGGUUCCGUCACAUUUAUGUCUUUGUUUAAUCUGCUUUUUGAGAACCAUGCUAUACAAAGCACCAUGUAAGAUAUGUAAAAUAAAAACGCAAACCUCAAUAUAAUAUAGAGUAAAUGUUGUUUUCAUAGGAAUUUCAAAAUCCGUUUCAAUAGGCAGACUGAAUAUCCAUUGGGUAUCUAGUUAAAUCACUUUAGAGUCCCACACUCAAUAGACUAUCAGCCUAGAUUUUGUACAGUUCAGUGUUUUUUAUUUCAUAUCUAUUGUCCUGUGGCUUUUGCAUUAUUGCUGUUUUAUGCUCGCAAUUGUUACCUGUUUUCAUGUCCCAUCCUCCUGCCCCCUAAGUUACUUUAAGAUCCCCAACUCCUAGGAUCUCCUAGAAAGAUUUGUCUGCAAGCACAGCCAAAGUUAAGCACAUUAGAAUCCCACUUACCACAAUGGGAAAGGUUUAAGUAUAUGGUCAGUUGCUUCAUUAUUAUUACUAUUUUAAAUAUAUUUUUUAUUAAAGAUUUCUUGGUUUACAAAAGUCUGUGCAGUGUCUCUUUUUUCAAGUUACAUUUUCUACAGGUCAGUUUCAUUUGUUGACACAUUAGUGUUACAUUAGGAAGAAAAGGGGGAAAGAGGUGGAGGGGGCCAUGGUGGGUGGGGGAGGGGUCAGUUGCUUCAUUGACAUCAAUGGCUUUGAAUGCAUUCAGGUUUGCCUGAACUGUGCUCCUUACAUCUUUAAUAUUGCUAAUGACUUCUUGUACAAGGAAGCUGAACCUAGCAGGAAUUCAGGAUUCACCAUCUGCAAAGGAAUAGCAUGCUAGUUUCUUUAGAUUAUUUUAAGAAAUAUGGGUCAAAUUAAUGUUUAAUUUAUAUGUCUUUGUAUGCUUUUUUUUUUUAAACUUAGGUAGAUAAUGCAGAUAUUCCAAACAACAGUUUACUUAAGAAACAGGAUCUUGCUCCUGGCACUUUAUACAGGUUCAGGGUUGCAGCAAUUAACGGCUGUGGCGUAGGGCCAUUCAGUAAAGUCAGCGAAUUUAAGACCUGUAUCCCAGGAUUUCCUGGAGCACCUUCCAUUGUCAAAAUUAGCAAGGUAAGAAAUGAUAGCCAUGCGGAUUUGUGUGUUUGUUCCAUGCAAAGCUAAAGAGGCCACUCUUAGACCUCACAAUUCUUGGUAAAAGUCAGUGAUGGCAAUAUAAGGUACACUGAGCAAAGUAAGCAGACUUGAAAUUGAAAUAAGCAAAAGUCAGGGGAGGAAAUCUGGCUCACAGAACUAUACCUCAGAAUGCAUAAAAUCUUAAUCCAGUUUAGCAUUGUGGCUGUCAGCAUGAGCUGUGAGCAAGGACUCUUCAUUUAAAUUUCAGGUCAGGCAUAUUAACUCGUUGGUUGGCCUUAGGCAAGAUGCUGUGUUUCUGCCUCAGCCCCAUAUCUGUAUUGUGUAAUAUAUUAUUACAUUUUUUCCAAACUUAGUGCCCAUCAGAUCUUUUGGACUACUGUUCCCUAUCAGCCCCAGCCAGCUUAGCCAUGCUGGCUAGUGCUGAUGGGAGUUGUAGUAUAAAACAUCUGGAGAGCACCAGGUUAAAGAAAAGAAGCUUGUAUUAUAAUAUAGCUCUACCAUUGAGGAUUACUAGAGAAUUACUCAGGAAAAUAUAUACGGAGCACUUUUUUGUGCAUUACAAACACUAAUUGCCCAUUCUCCUAGGUUGGGGCAGUGGUAAUUGCCUAUCCAGGGUCUGAGUGCAGAAUCGAAGCAUGUGCUCUGUGUUUCCCCCUCACUACUGAGGAACCUUAACCUGAUUUCACAUACCUGAAAUUAAAGGAAACAGCCCUGUUCGCAAAUGGCUGGGUACCCUAAAAUCUCUCUUCUCCCAAAUUAAACCUGAAAUAUAAAUCUUAUUCUUUAUUCAUUAACUAAUGAAACUUUAUAUGCUAGUACCUACACAAUGUGAAAUUAAUUUCCCGUUUCCCCUCAGAGUGCAGAUUGUAUUCACCUUUCAUGGGAACCUCCAGUUUCGCCUUCAGGAAAUAUCUUGGAAUAUUCUGCCUACUUGGCUAUAAGAACCACCCAGCUGAAUGAAAAUCCUCAUCAGCUUAUGUUCAUGAAAAUCUAUUGUGGCCUUAAGACCUCAUGUACAGUGACUGCUGCCCAACUUGCAAAUGCCCACGUUGAUCACACAUCCAAACCUGCCAUAGUUUUUAGGAUUUCAGCCAAGAAUGAAAGGGGAUAUGGACCAGCCACGCAAGUUCGAUGGCUCCAAGGUAAAGGGGGUGAUUUAUUCAGACACCCUGACUUUUCUCUAUAAUAUGUACAGGUUGUUUGUUUGUGGGAACUUGUUCUUUAGUAAUACAUUUGUAUAACUGUCAAGUCAAAAUUAGCUACUGGCAUAUAUUUUAUGUUUGGAAAUCAUGAGACACUUCGUCCAAAUGAUUAGCUCAACAUAGUCAGGCUGUUGUGGGUUGCGCAAUAUGGGUUGUAGGUUGCAUCGGCAUUUCAUUGGGCAGAUGUGCAAAACAGAAGGGCCAAAAGCCACUUCUCUGACUUUCUGUAGCCAACUCACAUCUCUUUGUAGGAACAUCUGUUUAUCAACAGUUCUGGUCGCCUUUCUUAAAUUGGGUGUCUUGGCACUGGAAAAGAUGCAGCCAAUAGCUGCCAAAAGUAUCAGAGUGUUGGAACACCACCUCUAUGAGGAAGGACUAAAGAGUUGGAAGCUUUUUAGUUGAGAGGAAAUAUCUCUAUGGGGGGACAUGAUAAAAGAUACAUGCAAUCAUGCAUGGUGCAAAGACACACACACACACACACACACACACACCCUCUUCCUGGGAAGAACAUUCCACAACAGGGGAGCCACUGCAGAAAAAACUUAGAGAUUGCUUAGAGAUGAGGAUCUGGGGUUGUGGGAGAAAAAGAAAGAAAGCACUGGGCUAAAUAUGUAUAAAAAUGUUUACCCACAGUUAACAUAGCAGUGUGGCCUUCAAUAAAAAUAAAAAUUGUCCCAUAGAGUGAUUUGAGGUGUGUACCCCUGAAAUGUGGGGUGUCACUGUACCAUUGCACGUAAUGAAAUGUGGGGUGUCACUGUACCAUUGCACGUAACGCUUUGGCCCCUAGAAGACUUUCACAAGGCUAGGAGAUGGAAAAUGAAUCUCCUUUUCAUGGGGCUUCACUGUUUGUUAUGAUUGCAAGCUGGCAUUUGCAGGGUAGUAAAUCCAGACUUUAAGUUCAAUUACUCUUGAUAUUAAGUGGUUUAUCUGUAUCGAAUUGAACAUGGCUGUUCCGGAUGUUGGAAAUCUAAAGCAACUUUUUCCUCUUCCUUUGCAGAAACGAAAACAUCAAGUUCAAAGUAGAAAUGGCACAUUGUGCUGCAAGUUGUGAAAUAGCUGUUAGCUCUCAUGGCGUUUUGUAACUCCGUCAGAUAUUUCAUUUGAUAUUGUCUUAACUUCACAGCAUCAGCGUUGUACAGUCUUGCAGAACUGCACCUGCAGUGGCUGCAUUUUUCAUACCACUUUAUCUAGUAAGGUCACUUUAUAGAGUCCCACGCUGAUAACUCAGAGGAUUACAUAUGCAUCUAGAUUUUUGGAGAGUCUUCCUUCCAAUAGCUCCCAACACAUAGCUCCCCAGUUGCAUUAGCUUCCAACGGAUGUAGAAGGGCUGUAGCUCAGUCGCAGAGCAUUUGCUUGCAUAAAAAAGGACUCAAGUGCAGUUUGGCAUCUCUAGAGAGAAUUGGAAAAGACUCCUCUCUGGAGAGCCCUGUCAGUCAGUGUAGACAUUAUUGAGCUAGAUAGACUAAUGGUCAGACUCAGUAUAAAGCAGCUUCCUGUGUUCCUAGACGUAGAUGCUCAGUUUUAUUUUAAAAUUUGCAGAAUUUAAAGAGCUAGUUUGUGAUUUGGCACGAGAACCAUUUUCAAAGAGAAGCCCAUCUGAAAGAAUAACACACAAACUUGUGUUGAAUUCCCUUUGAACUGUUUUUAGGGCAAACCUACGGUGCUUCCAGGUGGGGAAUUACUACUGUAAAUGGGCUAUUCAGAUAACACAAACUGAUUAUUGGCAAUGAUUUUUGUAAUUCAUUGGAUUUUCCUUGAAAAGGGGGAAAUCAAGCUUUAAAGGGGGAGAGAUAUGGGCAGGCACUUGGAUGCCUACAACAUUGUGUGGACACUGCAAACAACAACAACUUGCACGCAUGAGAAUCCCACAAUAAACACCUGUCUGGAAGCAUAACCCCCAGAGAAGCUUAACAUACAGUUUGGGGGUUUAUUUGGGGAACAGCUGAAAGAAAUGUUUCCCCAAACUGGUUAUUUGCAUAUCCUUGUGGAUUGGAGUCCAUAGAACUAUUACAGAACAUGUUGUUCAAAGAUGGCAGUAAAUAUAUCACAUUAGAGAUGCUGAAAGUAAAGUAUUUGGUUUGCAAACAUAACAGCAAUUGCCUUUAUAUGUUUAAUGCUGAUAGACUGAAUCAAAAUUUACCAAUUAAGCUUUUUCAGAUGAAUGUGAAUUGUCUCCCUUUUUCCCCUAUACCACUUUAGUAACACAGGGGUUGUUGCAAAUACACUGCUUUCUUUCACGACCUUUGUAUAGGCACCAUACCAGACACGAUCUUGCCCAUACCAGAAAAUAAAAAAGCAUAGGAAGGUUUUAUGUGUUUAAAUAAAAUAAAUAUCCGUAAGUCUGCAGGGUAUGCUGAGAUUCUCCGUAAUUUGUGGAGAAUGAGUGGAGUGAGUUUGUCAGUUUGAAAAUCAAGCAUGCAUUUCCUUCUUCCCAUGUAUUCAAAUUUACUGGUGCGAACGACAACCAGUACUAUUUUUCUAGAAAAAGAGGUGCCAGAAUUCACCAUGAACACCUCCCUUGUUCUCUUAUAAUGGCAGUGGCACCCAUUGAAGAGGUGCUGUAACUGAGUUCUGGUGAGUUCCUGGUGAAAAAAAGCCCUCUUACGGGAGAAGUCUCUGAAGAGCUCAGCAUUGGUCUCUGCGCUGAGGCAGCAGAUCUUGUGCUCUGCUCCCCUGGCAUUCUUCCGUCCAAGCAAGAAUUAAAAGAAUUCUUCCACCUAAGCUGAUGGCUAGCUGAGGGAUGAGUGGACAUCUUUCUCAAGGAUGGGCUGCUUUCAGCUGCCAUUUCAGGCUGGACCUGUUACGCCCACUUCAAUGCCUUUUAAGACUCUAUGUGUAUUACAUGGCUUGUACUUUACAACAGAAACAUGGUGAAAAGAUGCCAGAGGGCAAAGGCAAGUCUUCCAAAAAACUGACCAAUUGGUUAGACAAAGCGACAUCACAUAAUCAAGUCAGCCCUGAAGACUCACAAGCGAAUGCAAAAGAUAUAGGAGCAGGAGUUGCUCACUCCCCAUCUUGAUCUUCAUGCAGAUCUGUUCUCCUUUGGCUUAUAUUCCAUAUUCAUCAUGUUAUCUUAGUGCUAGGCAAGUUAUUUCAGUUUACAGUAAAUUAAAAUGUAUAGAAUAUUUUAAUAUAUUCAUUUUUGUAAAGAUUUUUCUAGUGUUUGUAAACACAUUCUAAUCUUGGAAACUAUCCCCUGAUGAUAUGCAAAUUGCUCAACUGGUCAAAUCUGUUAUGAAAAACAAACUUAGUGUAAAUGCACUACUCUUAGUUUCUCGUGGGCAUGGGAACGUUAAAUCUGUAGAUAUUUUGAAUGUUUACAAGAGUCUUUACAUGUUAAAGUCCUCCAUGAUGUAUGCUUCAUUUUUUUUAAAAAAAGAAAAGAAAACUGUAUGCUUUGUUGUGGCAUAUUCAUGCUAUUUUGCACUAAUAAGAAUUUAACUUUGUAACAUUUUUGUGUUGUUUCCAGAAAAUUUCUGUAGUGGUCUAAAGUUACAAGCAAAUUUGCACAUAUUUGCAUGCUUCUGUGGCGUACAUUUUUCUUUUCCCAUUAAUUUUCUCAAUGGCUUGUUUUUGCCUUAGUUUUUAUAUCCUAAUAGUGUUGUUUAAUAUACUUUUACCUUGAUCAUCUUAUCACUAAUGUGCCAGCCGCUUCAGGCUCCUUCACUUUUUUCCUACAAGGGAGUAGAGAAAAAACAGCAUGUGCACUGCAAAAAAAGACACCAGGACAAUGUUCAUCCAUGGCAGAGUACAUGGCUAUGCAUAUUCACCCUACACCUUUGUAGCAAAAAUGUUGUGCGUGAAGCGAUCCUUAAUAGGAAUGUUAAUCUGUUCCUAAACACACAAGUGUACUAAAUAGAGGCAGUUGGAUGCCGUUUUAUAAAUAAAUAGUUAUUUACCAAAUUAUAGAGUAAAAUAGCUGAAAUAUGCCAGUAUGCUUAGUCAGCCUUCACCAGCCUGGUGCCUCCACAGCUGUGCGGCAUCUGAUGGGAGUUGUAGUCCAAAACAUUUGGAAGUCACCAAGUUGUCAAAGGUUGCACUAGGUGAAUAUAGCGUAAGGCACAAUCCAACAGGGACAUGGCUUUGUGAACAGCUGUGCUAUUUACAUUCAUUUGGAUGGGCCCUGUGCAGGUUCCUAUGGAUUGCAUCCUUUGGCAUUUAAAUAAGAUUAUUUUGUUUUGAAACCUGGCUAAAUGCAAAUGUGCAAUAAAGUGAAAAUUUUGCACUUCCAUUUUUUUUCUAUCAAUGCCUAAUAAAUUAAAGAGGGGAAGUACUUGAUCUACAAGAUCAGUUUUAAAGUGGAUAGGGUAAUGCUAGUGGUUUGCAAUCAUUCCUUGUUCACUCUAACAGGACUUCUUUGAGGAAGGCUGCUAGUAGUCCAUUUUGAAAUGGGGAAACUGAAGGUGAGAGAAUGUGACUUGCCCAAAGUCCAUGCAAAACCCAACUCAUCUAGUUUCAUCCCCAGCAGCGACUAAGACGGUAAGGAAAAGAGACUUGGUCAAAUGACCACCAAGAGAUUCAGUACAUCAGAACUUGUGGCCUUUCCUUUAACAGUAGAAUACUAUCUUCACAGUAGAUAUGUUGGCACAGUGUAAGUACUGCAGCACAAUCGAUAGUGCCAUGAAAGACCAAUGGCAAACAUUUCUUAAGUGUUCUUGAAUCGAUAAAAAAUUAAGUAGCACUUUCUGUUGGCUACUCCCUAAAGAAGGGGGGGGGUUUACAUCAAUUAAGUUGUGUCUAUGAUAAUGAGAGAUGUCAAUUGAUUAAUAUGAGGCUUGGUGUAUUUUAUAUAUCAAGCUAAACAUGCCAGGCCACUCUUAUAACUGCACACCCAGUUAAAUGGGUUAUACAUCGAGUUCAUCAAUCGAACUUUACAUGUUCAAUUUUUAUGUUGGAAAGGUAUCAGUCAUGGAACUUUAUAAUACUGUGUCAGUUUUGUUUUCCUAAGGUGCGCAGGGUGACAUUAAUGAACAUUUAAGUUACACACCCUUUUUAAAAUUAUCCCCAUUUCAGAAAAAGUAUGUGAAGCUGCCGUAAGAUUCUGAAUGUCCUUGGUAAUUAAAAUUAUACAAGCUACACAAUGAGUACAGAAUAUCUUGGGACCUAAGAUAAGACUUAGGUUGUUCUUAACUAGUGCUGUGAAAUCUAAACUUCAGGAAACGUUUAAGGUCAGAGGGUUAUAUCCAACAAUCGUUGCGCUUGUGGAGCAAAUUCCACUCUUGCAGCGGAACAUUUCCUCCCCUCUCCCCGUGUACCCCUGAAUCUGCUCUUGGGCUUCCUUCAGGGCCCCAGAACAGAUUUGAGAGGUGCAGGGUCACAGGAUGGGAGAAUUUCCAUUGUGUGAGUGGAUAUCCUUCCACACCUGGAGUGACUUCAUUGAAUUCAACCCAGUCUUCAAAGCUAAAGGAAGGCCUUCAUAGUGAAAUAAAUGCUAUUGCCAGAACCUUAGUUCUUCCCUGAAUUGUCAUAAACAAGCAAUGUGCUUCCCUCCUUCUUGGUGUCACCACACACUACUUCCAACUCUGGAUUGGAUCUAGAGCUGCCAUAGGAUUGUAAAGAAACUUUUCAUAUUAAGGGGGGGGGGGAUCUAAACAAUUGUGUGUUUGUUUGUUUUUUAACUUUUUUAAGGGAGGCAAGCUGUGGCAGAAUGUGAGAAAUCUUGUGUGGCUACUUAGCUACAAAUAACUUUUGAUUGUAGAUACAUUACUUAACAAUAUGAUCUGUUGAGUAUAUCUGUGAGUAUUUUUGCACUUUGAGUUCAUGUUUCUGCACUUGUUUUUAGGGGUAUGUCAUGACUACCAAAGGUAAAUUUGUGGCAGUGUUAAUCCAGACAUGAUUUUCAGUGUAAGUGUGCUUAUGCCAAUAGGAUCUUAUAUAAUUUAUCAUACGUCUACAGUCUUCCCCUAUAUACAUGAGAUUAGUAACAUGCUUAUCGGUUUUCUGUAGCUAUCCCCCACCCCAAUUGUAUAACUAUUUUUGUGGCCUGUUUCUGUCAAUAGCACUUAAAAUAUAUAAAUCCCACUUUAAAUUUUAUAUUUGAGGCCUAUUCUGUGUAGCGUAAAUAUCUAAUCAAUAUAUUUGGAUAUCUGACCCAUUAGAAUUUCACUGAAAAUAUAAAUUAAAUCAGGCUGUUUGAGAAACUGGUGGAUGCUCUUUUUGUUUGCAUUUGUUAAAAUGUAUGUGCAACAUCUUGUAUAAAUCCGAAUCCAUCUUAUAGCAACUUCAAGGAAUAAUGGACUUCGUAUGAAAAUUAUAAGUAGAAACAUCCAUGCUAUUUAUGACAUACUACAUCCAUUUAACUUAAGAUGUUUUGUGACAAUGAAUAUAUAGCUAUGUGAACAAGUAACUGGCCAGAUUUGCAUGAUUAUAUCUUGACUUAAUAAGCCACAAUAUGAAAAAGACUUUUGGUUGCACAUGUAAGCCCUUUGGAUUUUGGGUAGUCAGAAUCAGAAGCCUCUUAUUAACCAUAGUUCCCUAUUUUGUCUGAACUAGGAAACUAUGGUCAGGAGAAGUCAGAAUAUUAAACCACUACUUGAAGUUGGUUUAUUAUUCUCACUUAUUCCAAAAGAGGCAACGAUCAUUUCCCAGUGUGGAAACAACGGGAAACUGUGGUUGAAUAGAGGCUUCCUGGUUGGAAAGUGCUGUCAAAAGGCUAUCUUUGUUUCUUGAGGCAAGAUACAUUUACAUGAAUGCGGCCAUUAUUAUGUAUGAUUUAUAGCAAUAUUUGACCAUAGUUUCUAAGUAGAGCACAUCAGCAAGCCAUAAACUUUAACAAAAAUGGUGUCAGUUAACUGGAAUGUUGAGGAUAUGGUUAAAGCCAGCUAGUUACUGUCUUAUGGCUGAAAUAGUCUCUACAAAGAAAUCCAGUAUUUUGUACAACAAAAGUAGCAUUGUUCUUUGUAAUAAUAAAGUGAUUUGUCCUAAUAA
Podarcis lilfordi (Lilford's wall lizard) is the source of this 26210-nucleotide messenger RNA. The record is from the annotation of a GenBank genome assembly. NCBI's taxonomy places the organism in Eukaryota, Metazoa, Chordata, Lepidosauria, Squamata, Lacertidae.